AAAUAUACACAAUAACCAAUAAGCCCUGUUUGACACAAAUCAAAAAGUAAACACACAAAAAAAAUGGCUUUGAGAAUAUGGGCAUCUUCUACUACUAAUGCUCUUGGCCUUUCUUGUACAUCUAAGGCUCUUCCUUUCCCUGCAUUUUCCCUCUCAAGAUGCUUUUCCACUGUUUUGGAUAAUUUGAAGUAUACAUCAUCACAUGAAUGGGUGAAGCAUGAAGGUACAGUGGCCACCAUUGGUGUUACUGAUCAUGCUCAGGGCCAUCUCGGAGAUGUAGUGUUUGCAGAGUUACCAGAAGGAGGAGAAGUAGCAGCAGGAAAAGCAUUUGCAUCAGUUGAAAGUGUGAAAGCAACUAGUGAUGUUAAUUCCCCUAUUUCUGGUCAAAUCAUUGAGGUUAACUCCAAGCUUUCCGAUACUCCUGGCUUGAUAAACACAAGUCCAUACGAGGAAGGAUGGAUGAUCAAAGUGAAGCCAAGUAAUCCAGCAGAGUUAGAAAGCUUGAUGGGUCCUAAAGACUACACAAAAUUCUGCGAAGAGGAAGAUGCUCAUUAACACAAUGAACAUAUAAUCAUCUUCGAAGCCGUGUUGUUCAUGCCCGUUUUCAAUGUAAAAAACUUGCAGAUCUUCCUGUAUAAGUAGAUAGCUAAAUUUUUGCUCCAUGAUCUUGCAAAUUACUUGACAUAAGGUAUUCUAUGCUGUUACUCUGUCCCCAA
Molecule: messenger RNA, 716 nt
Organism: Amaranthus tricolor (Joseph's coat)
Lineage: Eukaryota; Viridiplantae; Streptophyta; Magnoliopsida; Caryophyllales; Amaranthaceae
Product: glycine cleavage system H protein, mitochondrial
Exons: 4
Coding region: 64-555 (163 amino acids)
Biological process (GO): protein lipoylation; glycine decarboxylation via glycine cleavage system
Cellular component (GO): glycine cleavage complex; mitochondrion; cytoplasm
Source: RefSeq, a predicted model, not a curated record